Molecule: messenger RNA, 3605 nt
Organism: Stegostoma tigrinum
Lineage: Eukaryota; Metazoa; Chordata; Chondrichthyes; Orectolobiformes; Stegostomatidae
Gene: mal2
Product: mal, T cell differentiation protein 2
Exons: 4
Coding region: 98-631 (177 amino acids)
Biological process (GO): myelination
Cellular component (GO): membrane
Molecular function (GO): structural constituent of myelin sheath
Source: RefSeq, a predicted model, not a curated record
GCUCGCACUCCCGGCUCAGUUACACCUGUCUGGAUUCGGUGUCGCACGGCUCAGCCGCCGGUUCCCUGGCUCCCUGCGGGCGGUCUCACCCACCACCAUGUCGGCUCCUGCUACCAAUCCCAGCCUGAACUCUAACGCCAUGGCUUUCCCAGCUCCUCGGAUAACCCUACCUCUGGGGAUCUCGGUUCUGCAGACUUACUCCGGGGCUUUCAUUUGUUUAGAGAUUCUGUUCGGAGGUUUGGUGUGGAUUUUGGUCGCUUCGUCCAACGUGCCUGUGCCCCUGAUGCAAGGCUGGGUGAUGUUCGUGGCUGUCACUAUGUUCCUGUGUUCCACGCUGUACCUGUGCGUGUACCUCUGCGGCCUGGCUGACCGACUGGAUACGGACUGGAAUCUGGUUGAUUUUGUCUAUCAUUUUGUUGCCUUCGUAUUCUACUUUGGAGCGUCAGUCCUGGAAGCUGCAACAACGGCUGCAGCUGCAGAACGUCACUUGAACAAUGCAACCUCAUCUGUUGUGACCAUUCUAGGUUCUCAGCAGUACCGUAUAAAUGUUGCUGCUACGAUAUUCUCUUUUGUUGCUACUCUGUGUUAUGCCUGCAGUUUGGGUCUUGCUUUGAGGAGAUGGAAGCUGUAAGUCACAAGAUGCGAACUGUUUGGGAGGGUGUGGAUGGCUGGAUUCAUUACCAUUGGCACAACAUCCUUGAAGACACCUGAAGUUGCUUCCCAAGAGAGGGGUGGUCCUUUUGUAGACCAAUUCUGUUUAAUACUGAAGUAUUUUUGCAGCAGCAAUGGAUUUUGUUUAUAUAUUAAUAGCUUUUUUAUGAUCAUUUUCAGUGUUAAGUUCAGAAGUUUGUGAAAUAGAAUAAAAUAGUUUCCACUUUAUCUGAACGUUGGGUGCUGUUAUCUAAAUAUUUAUAGUUUCAUAAACACACUAUUCCAAUACUAGUAAGAGCAGGAGUUCAUUUACUGUAAAAGUCCACUUUAGGAAAUGAAAGGCUCCAAAGAGAUUAGCGGGGAAAAAAGCAGACUUUAUCUGUUAUUUGGUUGUGAGCACUCCUUAUUUCUUCUACAAAUGCUAAUUAUUUUCAUUGUGUAACUAAGACUGUGAUCACUUAAAAGUAAACUUUUAUUAAAUUUGCAAAGAUUGCAUAAUUAGCCAUUGGAAUUUUCAUAAAUAUUGUGUACAGGAUGUACAGUUAGUAUGCAAGUGUGUUGAAUCUUGAGUGCAGAAAGUGUUGCAAAAGCAACAAUAUUCCAAUUAUACUUUCUCAUGCUUAAAUUUUCAGGAACCCUUUUUAAGUACCUAUUUUUCACUAAUAAGCUUUUGUGUCUUGGACACAUUGAGUCUGAAAUGGUUUUGCCAAGUCUGAUCUGAGACUCAACAUCUGGUGAAAUUGAUGCUGUUAAUAAGCUUGUGAAUAAAGCUUUCUGAAAAGGUUUUUCCCAAUAAUAAUGAGCUACUCCAUACACAUGAAGCACUUAAACAUCUUGUUGAAAAAUGCAGAGGUCUGGGAUAUGUUACAGGUUGUGACUUGCCAAAGUUUAUUUUUAGAAAGCAGUUAGAACAUUACAGCACAGUACAGGCCCUUCGGCCCUCGCAGUUGUGCCAACCUGUCGUACCAAUCUGAAGCCCAGUUACAUCUCCAUAUUGUACAGUUUCAUUAAAAUUUUUACAAAAGUUUAGUGUUGUAGUCACAUCUUAGAAACUUACUUUCCAAAUCAUUAGCCAGUGAGAAGUCAUUCUUGCAUACAAUGUGAGCCAAGAUUUCAGGCCAUGAUUUUCAUGACCCGUAUCUAAAUUUUCUAUUGGAUCUGCCAGAAUCCAAUAUUUUACAAUGACAAUUGCAAAGAAUAGAGUUUGCCUUUCUUCCCCACUCUUCCCCCCCCCCCCCCCCCCCGCCCACUUACUCAUGAACGUGGAUGUUGACGAGGUUCAUAUUUAUUGCGCUCGAAAAGGUGAUGGUCAACUGCUGCCUUGAACUACUUCAGUUGAUGUGGCGAAGGUAGACCCACCAUGUUAGACAGUUGGAGGAUUUUGACUCAGCAGUGAAGUAAAGACAGUAUAUUUCCAAGUUAGGAUAGUGAGGCCUAGAGAGGAAGUUGCAGUGGUGGCCUUCUCAUGUAUCUGUGGCCCUGACCUUGUAGACAGUACAGCGAGUAGAUUUAAGGGAUGCUGAUGUAGGAACUGUGGCGAAAGCUGCAGGCGUCUUGUAGGUGCUCUUGUAGCCUUUGUGUUUAUGGUGAAGGGAAAAAAGAAUUGUAAGGUGUUAGUUCGGUGCCAUUCAAACAGACUGCUUUGUUGUUAAGCUACUUGAGUGUUGAUGAAGUGGCACUAAUUCCAUCACACUCCUGACUUUACCUUCAUAGAUGGUGGGCAGACUUCAGAGAGUUUGGUGACCAUGUUGCUAUGGAAAUUCCAGCCUCUGACUUACUCCUAUAGCCACAAUAUUUAUGCCUGUUCCAGUUCAGUUGUUGGUGAAUUGUAACCCCAGGGAUAUUGAUUGGAGAUUGUGAUAGCAAUGCUGUUUGAUUCUCAAGUGGCAAUGGUUAAAUACUUUCUUGUUGAUGGUCAUUGCCUUGUACUUGAUUGGCACAAGUGAAAUACACCACUGAGUAGCAGCAGUUUUACAAAUUAAAAUCAAGCACUUGCUGAUUUUCCAAGUUAAAAAUCUGAAGGAAAAUCAAGAAUUUCAGAUAGCAACUGGCUGUUCUUAGAACAGUCUGUGUAUUUGUUAGUGUUAUGGUCAUGGAGGUCAUCCAUAGAACACAUUUCAGUCAUCUAAAAGCAAACAUUAAUCAGUUACCAAGUAAUUCAGCUUGGUCAGUUAAUUUUGUGAAACCCUCUCAAAUUUUUUUAAAUUGGAGAUGAAUGGAAGUUUCUUCCUGUUUCCACCCAACCCCAGCCAAAAACCCCACACUCAAUAUGGUGAAUCAGUUUUAAAUUGUUUACAUAGUGUUUUAUUUCAACUGGCUUCCUUACCUUAGUUGUUGAAAACCUGAAGUUAGUAAUCCACAAAACCUUCUUAGGUGUUCACUUUCUUAAGCAGUGAAUUAACUAUCAAAAAUAAUCUGCUGUGUGCCACAUUUUAGCCUAUAUUCUAACUGUUGGUGAAUUACUUUUGUACGUGAGAUUAUUCAGAAACUCCUAACUGAGUAGCAUGCUCAAUACUUCCAAACACUGCCCACCAAUUUCAGGAAAAUCAUUUGAAAAAUGCUGUAGUUCCCACUAUCCAUUAAAUUUCAGUGAAUGGGAGAGGAGCCCUUUAAAUCAAUCUAUUAUUUACUAACAUGUAAUCUCCAGAAACUGAUCCUGAGUCAUAAUAGCAAUUACUUCAAGUGACUGAUUCCUUCAUAGCAAUGUGACUAUUGAAAGUUAAAACCUGCCACAAGUGACGCGAGGAUUUUUCUUUUAAGUUUGAGAAGUUUCAUUCUGAUUUUGUAACAUCUAUUUUAUGAAUGAACAUUUUAACUUCCAUCACUCAAAUUACUGUUAUGAUGCAGCUACUCAUUGCUGCUCAAUUACCUACCUGAAGAUGGCUUUAUUGUACAGAUUUACAUUAAAUUUGUGGCAUUUUAAAUUCUUUAUUAAAGGUCGUUUGAAACAGUAA